Molecule: messenger RNA, 1125 nt
Organism: Closterium sp. NIES-67
Lineage: Eukaryota; Viridiplantae; Streptophyta; Zygnematophyceae; Desmidiales; Closteriaceae
Source: the annotation of a GenBank genome assembly
GCUGGCGGAGUCGAGGUAGACCCUUAGGUUUUUCGGUCAGUACAUCCUAGUUCUACUAUGAGUGGGCUCGGUGCGAGCGCAGCGGCGGGGGCAGUCGGAGGAGCAGCCGCCGGUGCAGCCGCGGGGUUGGGGGUAGAUAUGGACGUCUCGCCGGCUCCAGCUACAGUCGCCGACAUCAGAGACGGUUUUCGGCGGCAGCGUAGACGGACCGACACGGACGAGGACAGGCAGGAGCAGUUUGCACUAGAGCAGGAGACGGAGUGGAGGCGGACCUUGCAGCGCGAGCUGCAGCUCUCGAGUCUGGAGGGGGGUGUCCUCGAGAGCAGGACCGUCAUCGAGGGUUGGGUUAGCAGGGUUAGGGCUACGGCUGAGGAGGCGCGUGUGGCUCACGAGCAGGCUGUUGCAGAGGCAGCGGCGCUACAGGCAGCACGUGAGCAGUUUAGACAGGAGACAGAGCAGCAGCAGCAGCAGCAGCAGCAGCAGCAGCAGCAGCAGCAGCAGCAGCAGCAGCAGCAGACGCAGCAGCAGCCACAGCAGCAGCCACAGCAGCAGUCGCAGCAGCCGUUUGGUGCCACUGCUGACAGGGACAGGGCAGCUGUGUAGGUGGGCAGAGCAGGCGCGUUACGCAGGGGUUCCGCCACAGGUGCUGGACUACAUCUUGCAGCCGCGUACUCCGCCGACGGGGGUGUCUGCCGGGGUCUGGGAGCAGUUUCGGGUGUGCAGAUUUUACCUACUACCGAAACUGCACAAGACCCCGGUGGCUGGCAGACCCAUCUGCUCGUCUACGCUUUGGGUCUUUGAGCACGCCUUCAGGACCUCUCUGUGCCUGCUGACGCUCUCUUCCUCACUUACGACGUAGAGAGCCUCUACCCGUCGAUUCCUAUCGACGCAGGUAUCAGCUGCAUAGAGAGGUGGUUGUUUCGGCUGACGAGAGGCUGUUAGAGACCGAGCCAGAGUUGUCGCAGUUCGUCCUUCUCCACCGCAGGUUUAUAGACGACGGGGUGGUUAUUUGGACGGGUACACGUGAGCGGCUCCUGGACUGGGUGCGGGCUUUCGGUGGGUUGGAGCAGACUAUUCGGUUGACCCACGAGAUCUCGACCUCACACUUUACCUUGCUGGACAUUA